UCGCAUUCAGAGCCCGCAAGCAUCGUGUGCAAGAGAGGAGCAAAUCAUCGAUAGCCCGAAUUCGCCGCCGCCGACCGCCCAUCGCAAGAUUUCUUCGUGUGAGAAACGUGGUUUGUUGGAAGCAGAAGGAGAAGGUAGACGUUGCUCUGUAACUUGUGUAAAUUCAGCGAAGAAAAAAAUUGUUUAGCGAAGGAAACCAGCAACGGUUUGAUACACAACUUAUAAACGCGAUACGAUGGAAGAUCUAAGCAACGCAGCUCCCGCUGCCGCCGCGGAGAACGGUGCAAACACCGCGCAGGAGGUAUCGUCGACAACUCAGCCCAUUGAGCCCACAAAGCGCUCGUUGCGCGUGCAGACCUGGAAAAAGAUCCAGGAGGGUAAGGUUGGCGUUGGAUUACACAACAUAUUCAACCGGAUUCCUGCCUUCGUGGAUGCCGAUAAGGCUGCAGCAUUGCUGAUCAACGAGGAGGAGUUCAAGAAAGCACAGCACAUCAAGGUAAACAUCGAUCGCGCCUUGCACGAAUUCAAGGAACAGGCGUUGCUGGCCGACAAGUCUGUUUACUUGCCCAGCACCCGAGACUCUUCAGCGCUUUGCCUGAAGGUAGAUGUGCCAGCCGAUUCCACCGAGGAACAGAAGAAGGAGGCUCUACGCGUCCAGGACAUUCAGAAGUUCCGCACGGAAAUCGGACUAGACAGCGGUCUGAAGCUGGACAUCGUGGUCAUUGGGUCCGUUGUUGUGUCACGCGAUGGCUAUCGCAUUGGACGCGGAAAUGGGUUUGCCGAUCUGGACAUUGGCCUCCUCAUUGAACUGGGAGCCAUCACACCGCAAACAGUUAUUGCAACAAUCGUGCACGAUGUGCAGGUGGUGGACUCGCUGCCUCUGAAUCUGUUUCAGAAGUAUGACACGCCGGUGGACAUUAUUGUGACCCCCACCGAAGUGAUCCGCGUGUCAAAGCGCUUGCCCCGUCCCGAUGGCGUCUUCUGGGAGCUUCUGUCCGAGCGUCGCCUGAAGAUCUUACCUGUGCUGCAGCAGCUGAAGGAGCGGGAAGAGAAGGCGGGAAAGUCGAUAUCCCUUAAGGAGGAGGAUACCGAUGUGGAGCAGCAUCAAAACAAUAGACGCCGCCGUGGGCCCGUGCGUCGUCGCUUCCAACGAGGAAACCCAGGACGCACCACCUCACAGACUGACAACGAACAGCAGGGCGAGACUACGCAGAAACGCACACCGCGCCGCAAAGGUCGUUUCGUUAAUCGCCGCAGACGCACAACCAAGUCUGAGGGCGAUCAGUCUGGAGUCGAGGGAGGUGCUAAGAGUGAGGAUCGUAAGUUCGAAGAGGCCGGCACUGGAGAGCGUCGUCCUAAGAAGAACAAGAAUCGCGGACCUCGUGAUUUCUGCAUCAAAUUGACAAAUUUGACGCGUGACAUUCGCGUCAAGGACUUGAAAACGGAGCUGCGUAAACGUGAAUGCAAUCCGAUGUCGAUUACUUGGAAGGGUCAUUUUGGAAAGUGUUUCCUGCACUUCGGAAACCGCAACGGCACACCCAGCACCCAGGAUGACGUGGACAAGGUGUUGAAGUCCCUCAAUGAUCUCUCGCUGACCAUCACAACCGGUGGCGAGAAUGCCCCAGCCGCCCCAGCAGCUGCAGCAGCCACUGAGGGCGAGGUCGCCGUUAAAACUGAGCCAGCUGAGUCUGCGGCGCCUGUGCAGACCAAGACCAUAAACGUCAACGUCGAGCUGAUCAAGUUUGGCGCCAAGAAGGGCGCCGCCGGCUCCACUGGGGCCAAUGCCAGUGCCGGCGAGGAAGGAAAUGCUGCCGGCGGCGCGCAAAAUGGAGGAGAGACCACAACUGUGGGUGGAGGUGGUGGCGACGUGGGUGGUGCACGCAUCGAGUCCGUCGACACCACCACAGUAUAGUAUGACUACGCGCUUGGCGCAGCCACUGAACGGUCGCGGCGGACUUCCGCCGGCAGCGCAACGUUUGGAGUUCAACGAAAAAAAGUAACAUUUUGUUUAGAAAAAAAUCGAAAAAUAGCAAACAAAAAAUGAAUAGAAAGCGAACUCCGGACACAAACAAACACACAAACACAAAUUACACUCAACCAUACACACUCACACAAUACACACAGACAGACAGUUACACGUGCAUACACUGAAUAUCAUGUUUUGCAGCUUGUAGUUUCUUCUUCUCCUUCAUUAUUCUAACAAACAAGAAGAGCAAACGCAACAUUUUCUAACGAGAAAACAAACCAUUGACGCUUUUUCAAAACAAUUGCAUUUGUUUUUUUGGCCUAAGAAAAACAAAACGAAAAUUCGUUGAUCAUUAUAAGGUUUUCAACAUAAUUGAAACGAUUGCAGAAAUACUCGUUCCACAAAUGCAAAGUGGAACAACAUUUCUUCUUAAUAAUCCUUUACUAACUUCUUGUGACUUACUACAGUUAUGAGUUAGGGACACUUCUAAAUAUUUCUGAAUUCGAUUUCACACCCUAGCACACAUUUAAAACGGUUACUGUUACAUUUCUAUUAUGCAGUUGAGCUGCUAAUAGGAUUGGCAGUUGUGGGCAAAGUUAAAAUAAUAUUCAAAAUUGUAAUAAUAAUCGAAAAGCCCAAAUAAAUGCGAAACAUUGAAAUGAA
Messenger RNA from Drosophila elegans, 2629 nucleotides. It is a transcript of the gene lost, whose product is annotated as methenyltetrahydrofolate synthase domain-containing protein. Gene Ontology annotation, cellular component: cytoplasm. Lineage: Eukaryota; Metazoa; Arthropoda; Insecta; Diptera; Drosophilidae. The transcript is spliced from 6 exons. The record is from RefSeq and is a predicted model, not a curated record. The coding region runs from base 236 to 1912 and encodes 558 amino acids.